Messenger RNA from Pocillopora damicornis (cauliflower coral), 1370 nucleotides. RefSeq names its product neurexin-4-like. The record is from RefSeq and is a predicted model, not a curated record. Lineage: Eukaryota; Metazoa; Cnidaria; Anthozoa; Scleractinia; Pocilloporidae.
AUGGCGUCUAUGUACCAAUUUGAUUCUGGGACGUCGUUAUUCCUUUCUGUCUUUGUCAUUUUCUCAGGAAUCAUAUUUUGCUUUUGUGAAGGCUGUACAGCUUACUACCUAGCUAUUGAGAAUCCCUGUAUUAGCAGCCCCUGUGUGAAUAACGGAACUUGCCAAGUUGGUUUCACCAGCAAAGGGUUUCGAUGUGUCUGUGUUCCCGGAUAUGCUGGAGAAAACUGCAGUGUUUUAUCAAAAUCUUGCAGUGACUUAAAGAAGCUUGAUCCUAAGGCAAAAAGUGGAAUCUGUCUGAUUGAUCCUGAUGGUGAAGGAGAAUUGCUACCUUACCACGUCAGCUGUGACAUGAGUGACAAAGGCGGAGUUGGCGUGACUGCCAUAAGUCACGACAGCGAGGGCAGGACAUUGGUGGACGGAUAUGAAAAGAGGGGAAAUUACUCUCGCGACAUACACUACAAAGGAGCGAAAAUUUCUCAACUGGUGAGUCUCAUCAACGUUUCCCUGCACUGUGAACAGUUCAUAAGGUACGAGUGCAGAGGUUCUACAUUGAUAGAUGGCUUUUGGGUUUCACGUGAUUCGAUAGAAAUGACAUACUGGAGUGGUGCGGCACCUAAAAGUCACAUGUGCGCAUGCGGAAUGAACAGCACAUGUGAACAACCCAGUACGUCAGAAAAAUGCUCCUGUAACUGUUGUGUGAAUGACGGUGUAUGGCGUGAAGAUAGUGGUGUCCUUACCAACAAGACACAUCUGCCGGUUAAACAGCUCAGGUUUGGAGAUACAGAUUACGACGUUUCAUCAAAAUUUGAUGAGAAGGGUUACCAUACCUUGGGAAAGUUUAAGUGUUACGGAAUCGCCUAAUUGUAUGGAAGAACUAAAUCGCUAAUCAACACUGAUCGUCCCGUCUUACAGUAAGCUUAUAAAAACUAUUGCCAGUGAUUAUAAUUUAAAAAGUUUAUUAAACAAUGUUUUUACUUAUUUCGUGUGGCAAUAUUUCACGAGGAAGCUCACAAUGAUGAUUCGAUAAUGAGACCAAUAUAUUUUCAGUAAUUUAUUCACCUAUGGCUAAUAUCCAGCCUGGCAGGCCAAGUUCAGCUGCAAGUUGAUUUGAAUGAGAACCUGUAUAAACAAUUGGAAUAUAAAAAAUAUGUAUAUAUUUACUUCACUAAACUGUCAAGAGAUUGUAAACUUUGAGUGCUGGUGUAAAACUUAUGCAUGAUAAUCGCUAUUAAUUCUGUUGAAACUAACUAGUUUAACUAUGCUGCAUUUUAACCAUUAAUGGUUGUAAUUUGUUAGGAAGUGAAUGAUCGACUUAUAAGCUUGUCUUGGAGUAAAACAGAUCCUGAUAAUUGUAUUAAUAAGUCUUCAAU